AUGUGCUUAUAUGCUGUAUUUCGGGACCCCUUGCAGCAAAUUUUCUCCUGCCUGUUGUGCAUCGCAGCAUCAUUCAAGCCCCGAAUUAUUCGCUCCUCCAUUGUGCUCUGCGACCUUCCCUUCCCCCCACAGGCACUCCCCGCCUUCCAGGCAUCGCAACAGCUGCAGUGGUAUGCCAAACUGCAGUCCCACGUGAACGCAACCCUCCCGGCCUUCCAGGCAUCGCAGCAGCUGCAGUGGUACGCCAAGUUCCAGGCCGACGUGAACGCAGCAGCCGGCGCCGACCCGCUCCUCCCAAAGUCCCCAGCCGUCUUCUCCUCCGCACUCCACAUCGUCGGCCUCGGAGCCAACGACUACCAUAUCCUCUUUUUCAGCGACCGUAUCAACGAGAGCACUAUUCCGAGGCUUGCUGCUGGGGGCUCCCAACAGGCGCGGGAUUUUGCGUCCGCGGUGGUGGGCGCAAUCGAGGCGUACGUGAGGGGGCUGUAUGGGCUGGGAGCAAGGCGUUUUCUGCUGUCGGAGCUGCCGCCGUUUGGGUGCGCGCCGCUGUGGCAGCAGGCGCUGCAGCAGGCGCAGUGCGUGGCGGUGCUGAAUGGGUAUGCGCAGGCGCACAACCGGCUGCUGGCUGCUGCUGUGGGGAAGCUGAGAGAGGAGCUGCAGGGAUCGCAGAUCCUGCUGGCCAAGGUGUACGGCAUUGUGGAGACAGCUGUUGCCGACCCUGCCACUGUUGGCCUCCUGGAGGGCAGCAACGCAUGCUGCGGCGGCCCACCUCCCCUCAACGGGCUCGUGCAGUGCGGCACCACAGCCAACCUGGGCGGUAACAUGGUAACCGCAUCGCAGUGCAGCCGCCCGCAGGACGCGGUGUUCUGGGACCAGUUCCACCCCACGGAGUCCCUCAACCGCAUUCUCGCCCACAACUCGUUUGUGGGCCGCCAGGACUCCAUCUCUCCCAUGAGCGUGCGUGACCUGGCUCAGCUAACCCGUGGGCAGAAGUAA
This is a messenger RNA of Closterium sp. Naga37s-1, 996 nucleotides long. The record is from the annotation of a GenBank genome assembly. NCBI's taxonomy places the organism in Eukaryota, Viridiplantae, Streptophyta, Zygnematophyceae, Desmidiales, Closteriaceae.